This is a messenger RNA of Cucurbita pepo subsp. pepo (vegetable marrow), 824 nucleotides long. RefSeq lists its product as uncharacterized. Lineage: Eukaryota; Viridiplantae; Streptophyta; Magnoliopsida; Cucurbitales; Cucurbitaceae. The record is from RefSeq and is a predicted model, not a curated record.
AUAUCCACUAAGGCCAUAGCAAGAAAAUUAUCUGUACUGACUUCGCAUACUGUAAGCGAUUCCCAGAAGUCGGUUAAAGCUUGAGAACCAAAAAUGGCAGCGAGCAGGGCUGUGUUGCGUUCUGCAUCAAUAUUCUUAACGGAGCCAUCGCGACCCUUCCACUUCAGCCGUGCUUCUUCUUCCUUCUCGCUCGGAACUAGGCGAUCCUUCACUCACAGAUUGAAUUGCAAUGUCUGGAGUUCUAGGGUUCGGGGAUUUCACUUUCCUGAACGAACUGUUCUGAAUUGCUCGCUCGACGAGACACAACUGACGUCGUCGUCUGAUCAGGACGGCCAGGGCCCUCCUCAGGAGGCUGUUUUGAAGGCAAUUUCAGAGGUAUCUAAGACAGAAGGGAGGGUUGGGCAUACCACAAAUAUGGUACUCGGAGGAACAGUGACUGAUGAUUCUACUAACGAAUGGAUUGCUUUGGAUCAAAAGGUUAACUCGUACCCGGGCGUUAGAGGCUUUACAGCAAUCGGAACUGGGGGAGAUGAUUUUGUGCAAUCUAUGGUUGUCGCCGUGGAGUCUGUCAUCCAACAGCCAAUUCCUGAGGGCAAGGUGAGGCAUAAAUUAUCAGCCAAAGGAAAGUACGUUUCGGUAAACAUAGGACCAGUUCAAGUAAUUUCCAGUGAGCAGGUUCAAGCCGUAUACAACGCAAUGAAGAGAGACGACCGUAUGAAAUACUUUCUAUAGCUUUCUUUUCGACAUUUACGUGUUCAAUUCCAUGUAACUAAUCACACUCUUAUUCCUCUUUAAUCUCCCUAAUUUAACUUAAUCUUUGCUUA